CAAACAAGUAAAUGCCUCAUCAAAUUAUAUCAUGCCGAAACGGCUUGCUACUUUUAGAUUCGCCUCUUGUCUUUGCGCUAUUGUCUUAAAGUAAAGAAGCAGAGAAGUAUUGCUGGGUUGGACAGAAACAGAAACAGUUAUACAUAAACGUCGACAAUUUUCAAGAAAGACUUCAAUCUAUCUAUUGUCCAAAAUGGGAGUAUUUAUGCUCGCGACGUUGCUUCUCCAAAUUUUCUGCUUUGCUUCGAUAAAUUCAGACGAGAGCCAAAGUACAAGAAAAUCCGUUUUCGAAGAGGUGCAUAACCCAACUCAGAUAACGACAAGCAUGUUUCAUAAGACCUUCCAUCAAUGCAGCAUGGAUUACACAUGCAAUUACAUUGUUAAGGAUGUUAAGAGCCACACUUAUAAUAGAUUUAAAGAUGAGCAAGAGAUCCCGGCUGAAAGAUCAAACUUUGUUAUAUGGUCAAAGAAACAAGCAAGAAGAGGUAUGAGUUGUUACUUGCAAGGCCAUGUAAUCAGCAGCAUUAGCGUUCCAGGGAAUAUUGCUUAUAAAAAGCCGUCCUCACAUUCGUCAACAUCUACAAUACAAGAAAUUCCAUUAGUUGCCAGCUUUGGAAAUGACGGUGACAGAACUGGAGACUGGCAGCGAUGCAGUAUCACAACUAAGGACUUAGUACCCUGGUGGCAAGUGGACCUGACAAGGCAAGCUGCGGUCGCAAGUAUCCAAAUAAGAAAUGGCGCAACUUGGGGUCAAUUGAGAAUCAAUCCAUUCGAUAUCAGUGUUGGGGAUGAUAGAUCAAGUGGUGGACGAAACAAUGCGCUUUGCGUGAAAGAUGGAACGUUGGCAAUCGGUGAAUUGAAAAAGUUCGAUUGUCCAAGGCUGUUGCUUGGUCGUUAUGUGACUGUGUUCUUGAACAGGCAAGAAUAUCUUCAAGUAUGUGAGCUUGAAGUUUACGAAUUUCAAACGGAGUUGUUCGUGUAAAGUAUCGUUAUUGGUGAAUUUUAUGUUUUGUAAUGAUUAUUCCAUUAAUAUAUAUAUAUGUUCUGCAAAGAGUCUAUAAUGACACGAUGGCUUAAAAGUGGCUCUGAAAAAGCAAACAUUAUGAAACAUACUAAAGCUUUUCGUUUAACACUCUUCAGAGUAAAAAUCGUCAGAACAUAUAUCAAAUAAGUUUCAUAUCUUUCGUUCUUUGCAUUAAUUUUAUAACAUUUGCGCACUUUUCUCUCUUUUAUGUCAUUAAAACAUCGAGAAUCUUUGGGAUACUGUUCUGUUCUUUUGUUCAACUGGCAAAAAAUCAAUUCCUUUCUUUGUUAAUAGAUUUGCGUCGAUGCUCCAUAAUGCAUUCAGUCU
This is a messenger RNA of Rhopilema esculentum, 1351 nucleotides long. The record is from RefSeq and is a predicted model, not a curated record. Lineage: Eukaryota; Metazoa; Cnidaria; Scyphozoa; Rhizostomeae; Rhizostomatidae.